Selaginella moellendorffii is the source of this 1554-nucleotide messenger RNA. Its product is annotated as polypyrimidine tract-binding protein homolog 3. Gene Ontology annotation, biological process: regulation of RNA splicing. NCBI's taxonomy places the organism in Eukaryota, Viridiplantae, Streptophyta, Lycopodiopsida, Selaginellales, Selaginellaceae. Gene Ontology annotation, molecular function: mRNA binding. Gene Ontology annotation, cellular component: nucleus. The transcript has 9 exons. The record is from RefSeq and is a predicted model, not a curated record. The coding region runs from base 21 to 1472 and encodes 483 amino acids.
UUAAAGGCUUUAAAGGGGGAAUGCUUCGUCCCAGGCGCUGCUACCAUCGCUUUGCUUGCGGCGCGUAUCCUCGCGAGCCCGAGCUCCCAAAUCCUUCCCCCUGCAAGGUGCUCCAUCUCCGCAACCUGGCGCAGGAUGUGGCCGAGGACGAUCUUGUGGAGCUUGUUCGCCCAUUUGGAAGAGUCAGCGGCAUUGUUCUCUUGAGGACAUGGAAUCAAGCUUUUGUUCAAAUGCAAGAUAUCGCCAAGGCCUUUCUAGUCAUCCGGCACUUUGCAUCGCGCCAGGCAACCGUAAGGGGGAGGGACGUUUCCAUUCAGUUCUCUGCUCGUAAAGAGCUCUAUCCGGCCGAGGAAACAUGCAGCGCAAUCCUUCUAGUGACGAUGCUAGACUCGGUAUGUCACGUUACCGUGGAUGCCCUCCAUCAGACCUUCAAGAGUUUCGGGCCCAUCGAGAAGAUUGCCAUCUUUCCUCAGUCAACUGUGCUUGCGCAGGCACUCAUCCAGUACGCUUCUCCACGAGAUGCUCGUGAAGCCAAGCAUCGUCUCCACAAAAGCAAGAUCUUGAACGGGUCGUGCACUAUGGAAAUCCAAUACUCAAGGACCGACGAAGUUCGUGUGGCAUGCAAUAACGAUCUUUCCAGGUACUACGUUCCGGUUUUCUUUUCUCCCAGUCAUGUAUAUCUGGUGGUUCUUUUCUGGCAGAGACUUCACAAACAGUUCUUUGCCAAGUGCAAGGUUUCCGUCCAUUCUCGGCGCAGGAAACGUUCACCUGAUGAAACCCGGUGUCCGAUGUCGGUACAGAGUUUGAUACGUUUUUGUCUUGCUGUGCUACAAGCCAGGGAAUUCCGGGCUGUUGCCUUCAGGUCCAACAACGAACCAGCGCUGCGUGCUGCUCCUCUCGAAUCUAAACACGCGGAUGAUAAACGAGCACAAGCUGUACAACCUCUUCUCGGUCUACGGAAAUGUCCUGCGAAUCAAAGGCUCCUUUGUGAAACCAGAGCUCGCACUGGUACAGAUGAGCGACGGCUUCCAAGCGGACCUUGCGAUGGCCUGCCUCAAGGGAGUUUCACUGUUUGGAAAGAAAAUGGAGAUCACUCUAUCAGAUCACUCAUGCUUGCGGCACCCUCACACGCAUUUCUACAGCUGGGGGACUGGGAACCGGUUCCUGUACGCGUAUGCCAAGAAGUGCUGCCCCCCGACCAAGGUGAUCCACGCCUCCAACCUGGUGCCGGACAUCCAAGAGGUGGACGUGGUGAGGCACUUCGCGGAGCAUGGUGUGAUCGUCAAGGUGGAGGUGUCGCAGGCGAGGGAGGGGAGGAAGCGGAGGGAAGCUCUGGUGGAAUUCACCAGCGUCGAGAGUGCGACCGAGGCCAUCGCUUGCAAGCAGUGGAGCUCCUUGAGAGGCGCCAGGGCGCGCCUUGUCUACUGGAGGUUCCAUGCUUUCAGCCCCGGAUUUUAACUUCGGGCAUUUGAUAUAGUCUCUUUUUAUGAAAAUACCAACAUACGUGUAGGUGAUCUGUAAAUGGAAAAUUUGUGAAAUAGGAUCUAGUUUCAA